This is a messenger RNA of Galeopterus variegatus (Sunda flying lemur), 365 nucleotides long. Its product is annotated as histone H4. Bases 7 to 318 code for a protein of 103 amino acids. The transcript has a single exon. The record is from RefSeq and is a predicted model, not a curated record. Gene Ontology annotation, cellular component: nucleosome. Gene Ontology annotation, molecular function: structural constituent of chromatin; protein heterodimerization activity; DNA binding. NCBI's taxonomy places the organism in Eukaryota, Metazoa, Chordata, Mammalia, Dermoptera, Cynocephalidae. Gene Ontology annotation, biological process: nucleosome assembly.
GGCAAGAUGUCUGGACGAGGCAAAGGCGGCAAAGGGCUGGGGAAAGGAGGUGCCAAACGCCACCGAAAAGUGCUGCGUGACAACAUCCAGGGCAUUACGAAGCCUGCCAUCCGCCGUCUGGCCCGCCGUGGGGGCGUCAAGCGCAUCUCGGGGCUCAUCUACGAGGAGACACGGGGCGUGCUCAAAGUCUUUCUGGAGAACGUGAUCCGCGAUGCGGUGACUUACACCGAGCACGCCAAGCGCAAGACGGUCACGGCCAUGGACGUGGUGUACGCACUGAAACGCCAGGGCCGCACCCUGUACGGCUUCGGCGGCUGAUGCGUGCCCCCAGCUUCUGACUCGAAAAGGCCCUUUUUAGGGCCGCC